UCAACAAUGGAAGUAAAACUAAAAGCCCAAGACUUGAUAUCAACGCAAAGAAGAUGGUACUCAUCUGAAACACUUGAAAGCGUAUAUUAUAAGGUACCUGUCAAGAGACGUUCGAAAAUCGAAAAGAUCAAGGACAAUUGCUUUUGCUCUAGAACACGCGUUUGGAAAGUGUUGACAACACUGCUACCUAUAAUUAAAUUCAUUAAGAAAUACAAAACGACAAACAUCCUCGGUGAUUUCCUUAGCGGUCUUACAGCAACAUUUUUACACCUUCCACAGGGGCUUGGGUUUGGAAUAUUAGCGGGACUCCAACCAAUCAAUGGCUUGUACACAACUUUCUUUCCUGUUUUGAUAUAUAUGUUUUUUGGGACGUCUCCACACGUUUCUUUCGGAUCUAAUGCAGUCAUGGCUCUUUUGACACAGACUGUUGUCCAACGCGAGGCUGAUCGCUAUUUAGGCAGCAGCACAUUGUAUUUGAUAUCCACGAUUAAUCAUGCAAAUGAGUCUACGGGAAACAAUUCUACUCGUUAUUUACAAAACGACUUGGAGGACAUCAAAGUUCGAGCCGCCAUGACAGCGUCCUUACUAACAGGGUUCAUUUUAGCCGGACUUGGUAUUUGUCGUCUUGGAUUUCUGACAAGAUAUAUGUCCGUUAGUUUUAUCGGCGGCUUUACAACGGCAGCAGCAAUUCAUAUUGCUUCAAGCCAAGUUCCUAAAAUGCUUGGAAUCGCCGUGUCAUCACACUCUGGAGCAGGAAAGUUAGUAAAGAUGUACAUUGAGCUUUUCUCAAAUAUUAAAUUAACCGUUAUUUCUGAACUUUUAGUUGCAGUAAUUACAAUUAUUAUAUUACUCGUUGUAAAAAUUCUGAUUAACGAAAAAUAUAAAGAUCGCAUGAAAAUACCAAUUCCCAUUGAUUUUAUCGUUGUAAUAAUAGGGACUAUCGUUUCAUAUUUCGGAAAAUUUGAAGAAAAAUUCGAUGUUAAAAUUGUAGGAGAUAUUCCUUCAGGAUUUCCCAUGCCUAAAGUUCCGGCAUUACACACUGCAUCUACAAUGAUAAUGGACUGUUUUGUGAUGGCAAUUUUAUCUCUCGCGAUGACAAUAUCUUUAGCAAAACUAACCGCCAAAAAGCAUGGAAUAUCCAUUGAUGAUAAUCAGGAAUUGAUUGCAUAUGGCAUUAGUAACAUAGGGUCAUCGUUUUUCUCUUGUUUCCCACAAGCAACAGCACCCCCUAGAACAAUGGUUCUAAGCAAUUUAGGCGCGAAAUCAACAUUGAAUGCCAUACCAACUGGAAUUAUUAUACUGCUUAUUAUUUUGUGGAUAGGAACUCUUUUCGAAUCACUGCCUGUUGCAAUCUUGGCAGCUAUGAUAAUUGUUGCUAUGAAGAACCUAUUGAUGCAGUUUGGAGAUAUACCAAGGCUUUGGCGAAUAAAUAAGUUUGAUUGUAUAAUUUGGCUGAUUACUUUUUCUGUAUCGGUACUGGUCGAUUUGGACUAUGGACUCAUGGCUGGCAUAGGUUUCUCAAUAUUAUCCAUAGUGAUUCAAAAUCAGAUGGCAUCUGGCAAAGUUAUUGGUUACUCUGACCGAGAAGACAUAUUUGUAGAUUCGAAAAACCGUGUUCACGUCAUCGAAAUCAGUUCUAUCAAAAUUUUCCAAUAUCAAGCACCACUGCACUUUGCAAAUGCAGAAAAUUUUAGAAAAAUAUUAUAUAGUCAAGUUGCAGACGCCAUUAAGCUUAAGAAAACAAAAGAAAAAAAUGAAGUAAAAGUCGAAAAUCAGAAUGUAUAUGAGAAAGGGAAGAAACUUGACGAAAUCGUCCGUCACAUUAUUCUUGACUUUCAAAUGAUCAGUAAUGUUGAUUUAUCUGGAAUAAAUAUUCUUACUCAGAUCAUGAAGGAUUACAAAGCCGUUGAUAUAGAGAUAUACAUUGUAAAGUGUUCUUCAAAAAUCACAGAAACACUAAGAGCAGCUGACUUCUUUGAAAACUUUCCAAAAGAGAAUAUGCUUUAUGAUUUGGCAGACGCAGUGUAUGUUAUCAACUCAAAUAAAGCUACCGAUAACAAUGAAAAUACCACAACGAAAUCAAAUUUGAGCGAAAACACGAAACUUUGAACAAUGCGAAACGUCUAAAUUCCAAUUACAUAGACGUACAACCAUACAUAACUUAUAGUGCUUUACCCAUGAUACGUUUCCAUAUUUGUUUACUUUGAUUUUUUUCUCU
Messenger RNA from Mytilus trossulus (common blue mussel), 2218 nucleotides. Its product is annotated as sulfate transporter-like. Gene Ontology annotation, cellular component: plasma membrane. The record is from RefSeq and is a predicted model, not a curated record. The transcript has a single exon. NCBI's taxonomy places the organism in Eukaryota, Metazoa, Mollusca, Bivalvia, Mytilida, Mytilidae. Gene Ontology annotation, biological process: transmembrane transport. Bases 7 to 2109 code for a protein of 700 amino acids. Gene Ontology annotation, molecular function: chloride transmembrane transporter activity; sulfate transmembrane transporter activity; bicarbonate transmembrane transporter activity.